Molecule: messenger RNA, 1690 nt
Organism: Zingiber officinale
Lineage: Eukaryota; Viridiplantae; Streptophyta; Magnoliopsida; Zingiberales; Zingiberaceae
Product: bifunctional aspartate aminotransferase and glutamate/aspartate-prephenate aminotransferase-like
Exons: 10
Coding region: 83-1486 (467 amino acids)
Biological process (GO): biosynthetic process
Molecular function (GO): pyridoxal phosphate binding; catalytic activity
Source: RefSeq, a predicted model, not a curated record
AACGUUGGUUUGUGGAGGAAGCCUCGAAGAAUUUUCCUUUAAACCUAUUGAUGCAUAAUCCCGGAACAGUCACCCGUCGUCGAUGCAAUCCCCUCUCUGCCACCGCCGUUCUUCCUUUUCCUCCCCGUCUCUCAUUUCCCUCCGAUCUCUUCGGAACUCGAAAUCGACACUAAAGUUCUUGCCUUUCUCCAAGAAAAGGCUUUAUCAUUCGAUGGAAACGAGGGCGACGUUGGAGCCAUCUGCUGAUCUGACGACGCCUGUCGAUGUCUCAAUCAAUCCCAGGGUGAGCUCGGUGAAGCCUUCAAAGACUAUGGCCAUCACCGACCAUGCUACUGCCCUCGUUCAGGCUGGUGUGCCCGUCAUCCGGCUGGCUGCCGGAGAGCCUGAUUUUGACACCCCCGCUGCUAUUGCGGAGGCUGGGAUCACUGCGAUUCGAGAAGGGCAUACGAGGUAUACUCCAAAUGCUGGGACUUUGGAACUUAGGAAGGCGAUUUGUCAUAAGCUUCUAGAGGAGAAUGGCUUGUCUUAUUCACCUGACCAAAUCUUGGUUAGCAAUGGAGCAAAGCAAUCUAUUAUGCAAGCAGUGCUUGCAGUUUGUUCACCAGGUGACGAGGUUUUGAUCCCAGCACCAUAUUGGGUGAGCUAUCCUGAGAUGGCUAGGUUGGCUGAUGCAGCUCCAGUAAUUGUUCCAACAAACAUAUCAGAUAACUUUCUUCUAAGUCCUGACUUGCUUGCUUCAAGAAUUAAUGAGAACUCAAGGCUGCUUAUACUUUGUUCACCAUCCAAUCCUACUGGUUCUGUUUAUCCAAGGAAACUGCUCGAGGAGAUUGCUGAUAUAGUCAAGAAACAUCCAAGACUUCUGGUGUUAUCAGAUGAGAUAUAUGAACAUAUAAUAUAUCCACCAGCCAAACAUACAAGCUUUGCUUCAUUACCUGGAAUGUGGGAAAGAACUCUAACUGUAAAUGGAUUUUCUAAGGCCUUUGCAAUGACUGGUUGGCGACUUGGGUACCUUGCCUGUCCUAAACACUUUUUAGCAGCUUGUGGAAAGAUUCAAAGCCAGUCUACUUCUGGUGCUAGCAGCAUAUCUCAGAAAGCUGGCCUUGCAGCUCUAGGCUUGGGAUAUGCCGGCGGUGAAGCAGUUUCAGUAAUGGUGAAAGCAUUCCAGGAAAGACGUGAUUUCUUAGUUAAAAGCUUUAGAGAAUUGGACGGUGUGAAAAUAUCAGAGCCCCAGGGUGCUUUCUAUCUGUUCAUUGAUUUUAGCUCCUAUUAUGGAUCUGAGGUUGAAGGUUUUGGAAACAUUGAAGACUCCGAAUCCCUUUGCCGGUUCCUUUUGGACAAGGCCCAGGUUGCACUUGUUCCAGGAGAUGCUUUUGGAGAUGAUAAAUGCAUUCGGAUUUCUUAUGCUGCAUCUCUGUCAACAUUGCAAGAAGCAAUGAAGAAAAUAAAAGAAGCCAUGGCUCUGCUCAAACCACCUGUUGCUGUCUAAUUCUGGAGAUCUUUCGCCGAAGUAAUUGGUUUACCGGCAAGAAUGAAGACAUUGUGCUUUUCUAAGAGAAGUAAAUUCACGAGUAUUUCUUCUUUAAUGUUACAAGUAGUGUAAGAUAUUGUAUUGUUUGAUCAUGAAGAACGUCAAACUGUUGAACAAAUUUCUACGACACUUCCUAGUUUGGAUAAAAGCAGUUUUACCAUA